Molecule: messenger RNA, 5490 nt
Organism: Talaromyces rugulosus
Lineage: Eukaryota; Fungi; Ascomycota; Eurotiomycetes; Eurotiales; Trichocomaceae
Exons: 4
Coding region: 1-5490 (1829 amino acids)
Biological process (GO): protein import into nucleus; RNA export from nucleus
Cellular component (GO): nuclear pore inner ring
Molecular function (GO): structural constituent of nuclear pore
Source: RefSeq, a predicted model, not a curated record
AUGGCUCCGGUCCCGGAAGCCUACUUCGCGUCCCUGGACAAAUGUUUUUCUGGGGACGCUCAGCUUCUGUCUUGGAAAGAACUUUUUCUUUCUCUUUGCGAAUCAGCCAGCGAGGCAACUGUUUCCAAAAGCGUUGCGGCUUUUCUGUCGCAGCCAGAGAGCACUCGACUACUUACAAACUGUCUGGCGCCGUUCGAGCCACCGUCUGCGAAAUCGAAAUCUGAAUUCGACUCCAAAACUGCAGCAAUCCAUGUCGAUGCAUCCCCUCAAGCUUCUUAUAAAAUCGACGAAAUCAAAUCCGACGCGCUAUGGCUGAGUCAAAAGGCGGGGAUAGAUGAGGUAUCGGCCCUUCGAAUUACCGUUCUGGAAUGGCAAGAUAGGCCCAAAUCUCGCUUAGUCGGCAGGUUCUCUGAGGAAGAGGCGACGAGCCUACAAGAUGCGACCAGCGUGGAUAAUUUCCGGGUGUCCUUGGCUGGUCCCCAACUGAAGGAAGUACUCAGGCGGGUCAAUGGAGGCUCAGAUGCCGGAUUCUCGACCGAAAAAUCAAGACGGAAACGGCUACAAAACAUUUACCUGGAUGAACGGAGUCAUAUUCUCAAAACGUCUCGAAAACUAUUGGGGCUUUCGCUGCAUGAUACAGUCCCAGCCGAUGCCGGUGUGGUUCCGCGUCCAGACACUCUUCCUGGCGCGGCGGUAAAUGAUAAACUAUCGAGUCUCGGAGAGCAACUAUUCGAUGGCAAGAAGGGUGAAGCUGAGAGUAGUCGCUUCUUGCUAGGUGCAAUCAAGGGUAUCCAGAAACGCUUGGCCGAUUUUCAAUCCGAAGGCGGCUGGCUGUCGAUUUCCGAGAGCGACAUGGAGACUGACGCCUCAUGGAGAACAACACUCAUUGACGAGACUGUGCACACGAUACAAAUAAUUCUAUUGCAUGUUCAAUCUCUACGUACCAUUCCCAGCGGUGACGUGGUUCUAGCUUGGCUAAAACUCAUGGUAGAAUUCAAUUUCAUGGAACCCAUCACCCCACCAUGCGAAGACCCGUUGGUCCUCAGAUUAUCUUUGCAAGUCCUAGCAUCUGCAACAACUCUUGCUUUGCUGAAGCUCCCCGAUUCUUUGGAACUAGUGAUGAAAAACUCUCGUCUCUCUCAAGCCGAUGCCCUGUCUCACUCUAAACCGUAUUUUCUUUCUCGUCAACACAUUACAGAGAUAAACGAGAUUUUCCUGAACACAGUCAACGCGGGGAUUUUGAGCGCCAGCCCUGCAGCCUUCGCAUGGGGAGCUGUUCUAUUAACGAUGCGAGACAUAGCUCAUACGGCGAAAAACUCGCGAGAAAUGGAACUGUUAAAGACUGCAGUUGAUUCUUUUCAAUCAAAUACCCCUGCGGCAUCUCCGAUUCGUACCUCUGAACAAACAUUUUAUGAGGAACUGAUAGAUGUCGUCCGGGUUCCUGCUUACGGGGAUAAUUUUGUGGAUAUUUUGACUAUCGGCUCUGCUGAAAAUGGCCAACUAUUCAACGUCGUCACUAACAUUGCCUCCACUGUGGGCACAUUGUCAGCUAUCGAUGAUGCCGUGACCGCUUUCUGGAUUCGCGGCUCAUUGCUGGGCAUUCUGCAAGUGAGUGUGCAUAUAAUGGAUUAUUCCCCGGAGAUUUUGACCGCCACGCUAUCGAUUUUGGAGGGCUCUCCUGAUGAUGUUCGGGGCCAUGACGACUCGGCUCCCGUUCCUAGUGAUCCGCGAUACGUGUUCUUGAACGAUGAAAUACUCAUGGAAAGGAUAUUCUACGUUUCUCGCUCUCGGUUUCCAUAUGAAUCUAUUCCGUUCCUUCGCCUGUGUCGGGCAUUGAUUGGUAAAGAUGGGAUCGAUAGCCAUGGUGCUGCUUUUGUUCGAAAUCAGCUGGAGUCCAUGGAAACAUUUACUCAGGUGGUUCCUUUAGACUUCCAGGGCUAUGAAACGAUACGCGAAGACGAAAAUGCCAACUUUGUGUCUCUUGUGCAACCAAUAUCCAUGUUGGCAUCCCAACCGAGGAAGUCCAAAGGAAACACUCAGGCGGAAGCUGCUCUUGUUGCCACAGGCUCAUCGCAGCUUCAGCCAGCGACAACUGGUCAGGUUGUUUCUGAAUCGAAACCUGCUGUUGUAAUGUGGUACCAUGGGUAUUCGUGCAUUAGCUUUCUUGGUAGUUGGCUGGAGGCGUGGUCAACCAAUGGCGGAGAUGUACCUGGCACGGACGAGGAGACUAUCGCCGAGAUUAUAUCGCUACUCACCGACCUUCUGGCUGCCUUCCGUGGAGCCGAUUCACAAGAUGACGACUCUGGGCCGAGAAAGAUUCUGGAAAUCGCAAGCGAGGGUUUGAGCAACUGCAGCGAUAUCGUGUCUGUGAUAUAUGAUAUCCUGGAACGGAAUUUGCAGGAUUCUGGAGGGCCCUCAGGCAUUCGCGGCUCAGUAGAGCUAGUUGUUGCCUGCGUGCGAUUCGUUCGUGUCCUUGUCCCUAUUCUCCCAAAUCGGAUAUGGCCAUUUUUGUCUCGAACCAGCAUGUUAGAUACCAAUGGCCAGGGAGGUCGUUGGUCCGCCAUUGUUUCCGCCGCUGAAGUGACUUCUGGGGACUAUCCAUUUCUCCUCAGUUUUGUCGAACUCUUCGAGGCUGUGAUAGAGGAUGCCAUUUCAAAUUCCGCGGUGCGAAAAGUGACAUCUCGUGAAAUUUCCAGAGCGGGCGAUUUCUCUGAGAGGAGUGCGGGUGUUCCGUCUCAUAUCAUCAGCAAAGUACUGUCCAGUUUUGUGCGCUCAAUGGUUGGGGUGUACAACAGCACUGGAAACUGGCGAUUCAAGCAAGUGGAGCGCAAGCUGCAAAUUGAGACUUUAUUGGCCAAAAACUUGGAGAAAGUAAUUUACUACACUUACGGAAUUGAUGGUACGGAAAAUGGCCAAUCAAAGAUUUCCGGAGUCUUCUACGAACCCGCUACCUACAUUCUCGACGUUUUACGACCGCAGUCGAACGACGAACUACCCUUCAACCCCGUCCUACGUAUCAUCAUUGACGGGCUUCAAACACCGUCGACCACCAUUUAUCUCCGUCAAAGCCGGCUAAUCGAGGGGCAGCUGAUUGCUACGUUGAAUUUGGCCAUCAAAUUAACCCAGACAGCGCAUUUACUUCAAUCCCCUUCUUCCUUGCUUGAAGACCAGCUAUUCAAAGCAUCUUCUGUUUUGGUAAAGUUAUAUAGCUCUCACCAUCGGUACCGACUACCAGUUGCCAUCCUGCUGGAGUUGUUAAUAUCAAAGGCAGCAGCAGAUUCUGAAAACGAACCACCAUCACUUGUUGGCCACCUGGGAUCUGAAUCGACGUGCCUGUUUCUCGAUGUACUCGGCCAGUUCGAUAACCCUUUGAGCGACAAAACACUAUUUGUUUCUAUAUGGCGCCUUCUGUCUGCCUUUGUUAGUAAACGGCAGCAAUGGCUUGCUAUUUACCUUCUGACAGGAAGCUCGCCUCGGGAUUCGUUAAAACUAAGUACAUCUAGCGAAAAGGCCCCGAGGAUGAGAAGUACCCCUUUCCUCAAGACAGCACUUGACACUUUGGAAAAUAUCGACCAGAUUGAUCCCUCAGUCUCUUUGGCCCUCCUUGAGUUUAUUUCGUGCUCACAAGAACACUGGCCGUGGGCCACCGUUCAACUGGGCAACCACACGAACUUUUUCAGCUCGGUCAUCAACCAUGUUGCACACUUGAAACUUGAAAAACAGCCAAUAACAAACCAAAUAAGUUUAACGCAGAUUGCUGCUAUAACCGCCAAUCUCUGUGCCAUCUACCUGCAUUCGGCAAAGGAGGCUAGAGAUCAAACGUUUACCAAAAUGCUGAUACCGUUGGUUUUUUGGUACGCUGAAAACGCUGUGGAUGUGUCGAGCUAUAACGCAUCACUCCAUGCCAACUUGAAGAAGAACUUUGAGAUGAAAUACAGCGGAUGUCGCCUUCCACAAUUCAAACGAACAAGCCUAGAGUCACGGCCACUAGGAAGGGACUACUACUAUGACCUGUCUCUUUCUGACAAAGUUCUAUCAUUCGGCUUUUCUUGGAGGGGAAAGAAGGGUCAGGGAUUUGCUGACGAAUUUGAACGAGCAAAUCUUAACCUGUCGCUCGUGGAGGCGCAAGUGAAUCUCUUUAAUAGCUGGAAAUUCUUUGCCAUUGAGCAUUCCACGGAUUUCACGCCAGAUAAGGAAAUCCAGAAAUCCAUGGCUCUAGUUGUGCGAAAUUGUUUACUUGCAAACACACGUCCUACGCCUGAGGAGCCUAUUUUUACCAAGUUACAGCAAUCUCGGAUUGAUUUUGCGCUGUCAAUGCUUCAGAAACUAGUUGAAGUCGGCGCAGAGGGCCCGGAACUACUCGCGUUGCUAUCUGUUGUUUGGGACACCAUGCGCGCUCGUGGUACUACGUAUGAGAAUGCGUUGAUUCAUGACGAUACCGAAUACUACCGCAGCCUCCUGAAUGUCCUUUUCCUUGCUCUACAAUUCCAUGUCUCCCGGUCGGCUCGACCAGAGCCUAUCGAGAAGAAACCUGAUAUCUCACCAGACUUGUCGAUUGUGUUGGAAGUAAUCAAAGUGGUGAUAGCCCAAGGCUUCCGGUCUCUUACGACAUAUCUGCACGAUGAGCCGCAACGAUGCUCACCGAAAGAUUUUGCCAUCAUUACGGCUAUCCUCCAAACUGCGUUGCGAGUGAAGCAUGUCGAACGACUUUACGAGCAACUUGUCUUCCACAUCGAAGACAACGAUACAGCGCGAUAUGCCACGACUUUGUUCUCGUGGGCGGACCAAUUGACCGUUGAAGGUGAUCCGGUCUACGGAGAGCUGAGCGUUAUCUUCCUGGUGGAGCUGUCAGCCAUCCCAAUGCUGGCCGAGUAUCUGGCAGUGGAAGCAGUGUUUAUGAAACUUUCGACGAGUCGAUUGACACGCAUUCUCCGCCAGGGCAAAGGGUUCGGGCCAUUUGAAUCCGUACCGCGGCUGUAUGCAAUCUGGACUGAGGGGAUGCUACCAUUGUGUCUCAAUUUGCUAUUCCACGUCACGCGCGCGGCGCCGGAAGUGGCAGCGUUUUUGAAUCAAUUUGAGGGACGUUUAGUUGGCGCGGCAGAAUUGUUUUCGAAUGUCCAUGCCACGGCGGCCAAUCCGCAGACUCAGAGGAGGAUAUGUCUGUCCAUGGCAUCAGAGGCAUACUCGCUAGCCCUUGUUUCGUUUAUCCUCGAACAAUAUCGGGCGGCGGGUCCGAGUGCCGGUGUCGAUAGCCAGGCGAUCCAGGAGCUCAAGUGGGACAAGUCCCAACUCAAGGAGGACAUUGAGGAACUUCUCAGUCGCCGAACGAAUCUUCGAGCGCGCAUCGUCGCCACCAGCGAGAAGGAGCUGGAGCUCGCCCGUCAGAAGCCUCUUGAUGCAGCGUCCGGAGCGGAGAAUCGGCUUGAAGAAAAGAUUACGAAGGACUUGACGGCGGCACUGAUCUGUCUGUCUGGAGGGGAGGAGGCAUGA